Mustela lutreola (European mink) is the source of this 2376-nucleotide messenger RNA. It is a transcript of the gene DDX17, whose product is annotated as DEAD-box helicase 17. Gene Ontology annotation, biological process: alternative mRNA splicing, via spliceosome. Bases 342 to 2300 code for a protein of 652 amino acids. The transcript is spliced from 13 exons. Gene Ontology annotation, cellular component: nucleus; ribonucleoprotein complex; cytoplasm. Gene Ontology annotation, molecular function: RNA helicase activity; RNA binding; ATP binding. The record is from RefSeq and is a predicted model, not a curated record. NCBI's taxonomy places the organism in Eukaryota, Metazoa, Chordata, Mammalia, Carnivora, Mustelidae.
CGUUAAGCUGGAGCAGUCUCAGCGCCGGCCGCCAUUUUGUGCAGUAGCUGGGGAGGAAGGAGACGCCUAAACCGCGGCACUGCCGGGUUUGAGCGUAGCCAAACCUACCCACUGUUUUUAUAACCCCGAUUCUCUGUAUUUUGCUCCCGUCUCCGACGAGAGAGGCGGCGACGGUGGCGUCUGCGACGGGAGACAGCGCGUCGGAGCGAGAGAGCGCCGCGCCUGCCGCCGCCCCAACAGCGGAGGCGCCGCCGCCAUCGGUCGUCACCAGACCGGAGCCGCAGGCCCUCCCGAGCCCGGCCAUCCGUGCCCCGCUCCCAGAUCUUUAUCCGUUUGGGACCAUGCGCGGAGGCGGCUUUGGGGACCGGGACCGGGAUCGUGACCGUGGAGGAUUUGGUGCAAGAGGUGGUGGUGGCCUUCCCCCGAAGAAAUUUGGUAAUCCUGGGGAGCGUUUACGUAAAAAGAAGUGGGAUUUGAGUGAGCUCCCCAAGUUUGAGAAGAAUUUUUAUGUAGAACAUCCAGAAGUGGCAAGGCUGACUCCGUACGAGGUUGAUGAACUACGCCGAAAGAAGGAAAUAACAGUGAGAGGGGGAGAUGUUUGUCCUAAACCUGUAUUUGCCUUUCAUCAUGCUAACUUCCCACAGUAUGUGAUGGACGUGUUGAUGGAUCAGCACUUUACAGAACCAACUCCAAUUCAGUGCCAGGGAUUUCCUUUGGCUCUCAGUGGCCGAGACAUGGUGGGCAUCGCUCAGACUGGCUCUGGGAAGACUCUGGCGUAUUUGCUGCCGGCGAUUGUCCAUAUUAACCACCAGCCGUACUUGGAAAGGGGGGAUGGCCCAAUUUGUCUAGUUCUGGCUCCUACCAGAGAGCUUGCCCAGCAAGUGCAGCAGGUGGCUGAUGACUACGGCAAAUGUUCUAGAUUGAAGAGUACUUGCAUUUAUGGAGGUGCUCCUAAGGGUCCUCAGAUUCGAGACUUGGAGAGAGGUGUUGAGAUCUGUAUAGCUACUCCUGGACGCCUGAUAGAUUUCCUGGAGUCAGGGAAGACAAAUCUUCGCCGAUGUACUUACCUUGUUUUGGAUGAGGCCGACAGGAUGCUUGAUAUGGGCUUUGAACCGCAGAUCCGUAAAAUUGUGGACCAAAUCAGGCCUGAUAGGCAGACAUUGAUGUGGAGCGCAACCUGGCCAAAAGAAGUAAGACAGCUUGCAGAGGAUUUCCUUCGGGAUUACACCCAGAUCAAUGUGGGCAAUCUGGAGUUGAGUGCCAACCACAACAUCCUCCAGAUUGUGGAUGUCUGCAUGGAAAGUGAAAAAGACCACAAGUUGAUCCAACUCAUGGAGGAAAUAAUGGCUGAGAAAGAAAAUAAGACAAUAAUAUUUGUAGAAACAAAGAGACGCUGUGAUGACCUCACUCGAAGGAUGCGCAGAGAUGGUUGGCCAGCUAUGUGUAUCCAUGGAGACAAGAGUCAACCAGAAAGAGAUUGGGUACUUAAUGAGUUCCGUUCAGGAAAGGCACCCAUCCUCAUUGCCACAGAUGUAGCCUCCCGUGGGCUAGAUGUGGAAGAUGUCAAGUUUGUGAUCAACUAUGACUAUCCAAACAGCUCAGAGGAUUAUGUGCACCGUAUUGGCCGAACAGCCCGUAGCACCAACAAGGGCACCGCUUACACCUUCUUCACGCCAGGGAACCUAAAGCAGGCCAGAGAGCUGAUCAAAGUGCUGGAAGAGGCUAAUCAGGCGAUCAAUCCCAAACUGAUGCAGUUGGUGGACCACAGAGGAGGCGGCGGAGGAGGGGGUAAGGGAGGUCGUUCUCGAUACCGGACCACGUCUUCAGCCAACAAUCCCAACCUGAUGUAUCAGGAUGAGUGUGACCGGAGGCUUCGAGGAGUCAAAGAUGGUGGCCGGAGAGACUCUGCAAGCUAUCGGGAUCGUAGUGAAACCGAUAGAGCCGGUUAUGCUAACGGCAGUGGCUAUGGAAGUCCAAAUUCUGCCUUUGGAGCACAAGCAGGCCAAUACACCUAUGGUCAAGGCACCUAUGGGGCAGCUGCUUAUGGCACCAGUGGCUAUACAGCCCAAGAAUAUGGCGCUGGCACUUACGGGGCUAGUAGCACCACCUCAACUGGGAGAAGUUCACAGAGCUCUAGCCAGCAGUUUAGUGGGAUAGGCCGGUCUGGGCAGCAGCCACAGCCACUGAUGUCACAACAGUUUGCACAGCCUCCAGGAGCUACCAAUAUGAUAGGUUACAUGGGGCAGACUGCCUACCAGUACCCCCCUCCUCCUCCUCCCCCUCCUCCUUCACGUAAAUGAAACCACUCAAGUGGUAGUGACUUGUGCAGACUUACUACAUUUAAAGGAACGCUGUCUUUCCUUUUUUUUUUCUCUU